AUGGAAGCUGGUGAAACUGAGCGUGGACCCGCCCACGCGUCAGCCCUCAGGCCGGAGACGGCUUGCUCACAUCCUGGCCUGCGCAAGCGACCCCCCAACGCUACCAGAAAGCUGCUUGAGCCGUCUGAUGAAGUCUCCGGCCAGGCCGGGCUUACCAGUUGUUCCCGCUCCCAGCCCAUCUAUCCCGCGCACUUGCGAAGGGACGCCUCUGCGACGACUGCCACCGCUUCCGGUGUCUUCCCUCUGGGCGUCGGGCAAGGAUAUCGGUCUUUCGCCGAUCCAGAAGCCAGUUCACCGCGCCGCAGAACCCAAUGGAUCACGCCCAAGCAGAUGCAGAAAGACGUAUAUGCUGAUGAUGGACUGGCUAGCGUGGUCAUCCUCGCAGGGAGCCUCUUAGACGCAGCUGAAAAGCUUUUGGCCACAGUAAUCAAAAGCGUGGGAUUUCUCGUCACAAUUCCUACCCUGGUUGAUCUCAAUGAUUGUGACUUGGCAAUUCGCACUACAAUCAGCUGGGACGCUCGCCAGAUCAACUGGGUCAUUGCGGGAUCCAUGGCCAUCAUGGCCAUCCUUACUAUCAUUGUCUCCGCCUAA
This is a messenger RNA of Puccinia triticina, 591 nucleotides long. RefSeq lists its product as uncharacterized. The transcript has 6 exons. The record is from RefSeq and is a predicted model, not a curated record. Bases 1 to 591 code for a protein of 196 amino acids. NCBI's taxonomy places the organism in Eukaryota, Fungi, Basidiomycota, Pucciniomycetes, Pucciniales, Pucciniaceae.